This is a messenger RNA of Vicia villosa (hairy vetch), 1398 nucleotides long. RefSeq lists its product as uncharacterized. The transcript has a single exon. NCBI's taxonomy places the organism in Eukaryota, Viridiplantae, Streptophyta, Magnoliopsida, Fabales, Fabaceae. Bases 1 to 1398 code for a protein of 465 amino acids. The record is from RefSeq and is a predicted model, not a curated record.
AUGUCUGGUACUUUUGAGCUUUCAGGGUCUCUAAACAGACUAAUCAGCCUGGUACGAACCAAGGUAGAUGAAGUACUCCUCAACACCAUGAUCAGGUUCUAUGACCCUCUCCUUCACUGCUUUACUUACAGAGACUUUCAGCUGGUUCCUACUUUAGAAGAAUUUGAGUCUAUACUAGGAUUACCAGUACUUAAUCAGAUUCCCUAUACCGGCGAAGAAGAGGCCCCUAAGCUAGAGGAUGUUGCUGCUGCGUUGCAUUUACCUCGAUCAGAAAUAAAAAAGGUUUGGGUGAGCAAAGGAGAGUAUUCUGGUUUACCUAUUGACUUCUUGUAUGGUCAAGCUGAAAUCCUGAUUAAGGCUACAAGUAUGGAUGCACUUGAAAGGGUCCUCGCUCUUUUGAUUUAUGGGCAGAUUUUAUUCCCGCGUUAUGAUAAAAUUGUUGAUAUGAUUGCUAUUAAGAUUUUCAUCAGUAAUAACCCCGUUCCUACUUUAUUGGGUGACUUGUUGCAUUCCAUCCAUCAUCGAUCAUCUAAAGGGAAAGGUUGCAUUCUGGGAUGCGCACCUCUAUUGCAUAAGUGGUUUAUUUCACACUUACCUCGUUCCACAAUCAAGAACGAAGAGGGUUUGACUUGGGUUCAGAGAAUUAUGAAGCUUUCUUAUGACGACAUCAGUUGGAGUCAAAAGGAGUUUAAGGGAGUCCAAUUGUUUGAUCGUUGCGAAGAAUUCCCUAAUGUACCUCUUCUUGGUACUCGAGGGGGAAUUUCUUAUAAUCCUAUCCUUGCUCGACAUCAGUUUGGUUUCGCUUUGAAAGAUAAGCCACGCUCCAUAUAUCUCAGUGCAGAAGAUUUCGACUAUAAUUCAGAUACUACCGGGAAGAAAAGACUUUUCAUUAGAGCAUGGUCUAUGGUAAAGAAGGUCAAUAUAGGAGAGCUGGGAAGUAGGAAUUAUACCCCUUCAGAUCUUUACUUCAAAUGGAUUUACGACCGAGUUGUUGAAUUUGGGAUACCAUACCCAUCUGAUACACCUGUGGUCCCAAGAAUCACUCCCCCUGCUGCUCUAAUUGUGUUUGAGCCAUAUGUUCUUUCCCCGGACGAAGACCUUAUCGCAACUGUCAACCAAUUGAAGAGAGAAAGAGAUGACUACGAGAGACGCUUGCAAAAGGCUGAAGCUGAAAAAGAAGCAUUAAUAGCCGAUGUUAAAGAGAAAGAGGGUUUGCUCGACUACUUUUCCCGCAAGUGGAAGGUUGAAGAUUUCGUCCCCCCAGAUCAGAUUAACUCAUGGGAGCAAGAGAUUUCUAAACUUGUUCAAGAACGGGAAGAAAUGAUCAAGAGCCACAGGGAAGAAGUCAGAAUCUUGAAGAGGAAGCGCCACCUAGAAGACAGAGAUCCUAGAAAUUAG